AAACAUAUAUAACAAGAGAGAUAUUCUAAGCUUGUAGGAGCUGAUAAAACCUUGUUCUUCAAUGGCCCUGAAGUCCUCUGAAGUGUCAAGUAUUUUUGGAAUUCUAAGAGAAGCUUUCAGAAUCUAUCACAAAAAUGGGAAGCUCAUGAUCUUCAUCACUGUUCUCAUCCAAUUAACUUUCUCCUUCUUGGCGUUGGCAAACAUCUAUGCUCUCCAACCAUUUAUAUCUGGUUUAUUCACCAAGGUACUUCAGUUGCGGCACAGGGACACAAGAAGCUUCAAACACUUUGAGUCUUCACUUAGGGUAGAAAAAGAGAUCAUUCUAAUCACUGCAGUAGAAUUGAUCUUCUUGAUUGCCUACUCAACUGCCUUACUAUGUUCUGUGGUAGCAACUACAUAUCUUGCAGCUUCCUCUUACCGUAAAAAGGAUUUCAAUUUCAAAGAAUUAUUUUGGAAGAUCCAAAGAACCUGUGCAAAGCCUAUGAUCAGUUGGUUCUUUGUUGCACAAUUGGGUGUGGGUUAUACUGUACAAGUCCUUGCUUUGCUUUCUAUCUUUCUUGUUCUUACCAAUGGUUCUCUUGUGUUUGCCCUUUUGGGUUUUGCCCUAAUUUUCUUAUCCCUUUUCUUUAAUCUUUAUGUCGCCGGAGUUUGGAUGAUUGGUCUUGUGAAUUCGGUACUGGAGAAUAUCUAUGAAGUACCGACAAAAGGAGAAGAGGAUGACCUCAUUGGAGGAAGGAUGGUAAGAGGGUCUGCAAUCAACCUUUUCUUCAUGCUAAUCACUAUAAUCAUAUUUCUUUGUUCUAAGCUAAGAGGGUCGUCAAAGGAGAUAUUAGCCCCUGGAUUAGUUACAGUUUUGGUAGUGGUAAAUAUGAUUUGUCUGGUGAAGAUUUUCAGUUUUACAGCGUACACUGUGUUCUACUUCCGGUGUAAGAAGAUUUAUGGAGAUGAAGAAGUGGGAGUGAAGACAGGCAACUGUAAGGUUCUCAAUGGCUCUUCAUGUUAGUGAAGCUUCUUUACCUUGAUUACAAUCUCAGAUUUUUUCUUUUAUCUUUUU
Telopea speciosissima is the source of this 1054-nucleotide messenger RNA. RefSeq lists its product as uncharacterized. The coding region runs from base 62 to 1003 and encodes 313 amino acids. NCBI's taxonomy places the organism in Eukaryota, Viridiplantae, Streptophyta, Magnoliopsida, Proteales, Proteaceae. The transcript has a single exon. The record is from RefSeq and is a predicted model, not a curated record.